This is a messenger RNA of Notodromas monacha, 690 nucleotides long. The record is from the annotation of a GenBank genome assembly. NCBI's taxonomy places the organism in Eukaryota, Metazoa, Arthropoda, Ostracoda, Podocopida, Cyprididae.
UCCGAUUCAUGCGUCUGAAAUUUUCAGUUUCAGAAUUCAGACGAUUCCAGACACGUGGUGAAGCUGUCAGUUGGCAUCCUGGUGCCAUCGGAAGUCCAAACGUACCACCCUCAUUUUCCACCACACGGUGGUGACGAUUUGCAACCACAAAUUGCACCAAUAGUCCUCAAUAAUAAGAACCACGCUCAUCCUCAGCAAAUGUCUGAGGUCCACUACAUCCCUGAAUACGAGAACAAUCUCAUCAGUCCCGAAGAGAUCGUCGGUCACACGAACGUGGAUAUUCCUGUGGUACAAGAAGAACAACAAAGGCCUCCGGAUUACGCCUUUCCUCAUCCUCAUCAGGACACAAAUAAUGACUACGUAGAGCAAGAAGAGGAGAUUCCAUUCAACAACAAUGAAGACCCUUGGGAUGGAUAUCUUAUUGAUGAGAAUAAUGGGGAACUCGUUGUUGAACCCGAACAAGGCUGGCCGUCGCAGAAUUUGAGACCUCCACCGGAACAAAUUCGUAUCGCAGAUGUUCGCCAUCAAUGGACGCAAAAGCAAGCAAAAAUAGCGAAUAAGCCAUCAGCAGAAGAACAUCAUGAAGCAAACAAUUCUCAACUCCCAGAAAUUGAACAACAGGUUUUGAAAGAUGAACCACUUCAAGAAGAUUACUUCAACUGGAUUCCUGAAUCUCCUCCUCAUGAUUCC